GCUAUGUCGUGAAUAUAUUUAUACCACGACGGCUCAUUUUACCCCUUCCGAAACAUACAUCUUCGACUUGUUCUCGAACUUUGGCUAACGUGUCUGUGCUUCGUAGCCUACUAGGCACCUAGUACUGCACUUCCACAUACCUCAAGACACUCCCCGAGUAGGCAACCUACCUCCCGCCACAAUGCCCUCCUCCACAAUGCCCUCACCCCCCAAACCCCCCAUCCACGUCGCCAUAAUCGGCGGCGGCAUAACCGGCGUGAUCCUCGCCCUCGGGCUCCAGCACCGCAACAUCCCCUUCACCCUCUACGAGCGCCUGCCCGCCCUGACCGAGCUCGGCGCCGGCAUCGGGUUCAGUCCCAACGCGGAGCGCGCGCUGGCGCUGGUCGACCCCGAGGUGCACCGCGUGUACAAGCGCGUGGCGCCGACGCGGGCGGGCGGGCUGAUGGAGUACUUUCAGUGGGCCGACGGGCACGGGUCGAACGAGGUGGUGGCAAGGCUGGCGAUCGGGGUCGAUGCGUUUCAGGGGGGCAGGAGGGCGGAUUUUGUGGAGGCGUGGGCGGCGCUGGUGGAGGGGGGGAGGGUGAGGUUUGGGAUGGAGCUGGUGGAUUGCAGGAUGAAGGAAGGGGGGGACGGGAGAGUGGUGAUGAGGUUUGCGGAUGGGGAGGAGGAGGAGGCUGAUGUUGUCAUCGGCUGCGACGGCAUCCACUCCCUAACCCGGCGCCUCAUCCUCGGCCCCUCAUCCCCCUCCUCCCGACCCUCCUACACCGGGAAAUACUGCUACCGCUCCCUCGUCCCCAUGGCGCACGCCACCGCCCUCCUCGGCCCCGCGCGCACCACCUCGCGCUCCAAGUCCCUCAACCGCUUCCUGUACCUCGGCCCCGACGCGCACGUCGUCACCUACCCCGUCGCGCGCGACCAAUUCCUAAACGUCCUGCUCGUUGUCACCGACCCGGAUCCGACGUGGCGUGGGGGGAAGGGGGAGGGGGAGGGGAAGGAGCGGCACCACACGGCGCCGGGCGACAAGGAGGACGCGCUGCGCGCGGUCGAGGGGUGGAACCCGGCGAUCAGGGCGCUGGUCGGCCUGCUGCCCGACGCGCUGCAGAAGUGGGCCAUCUUCGACAUGCACGAACACCCGGCGCCGCGGUACUACGGGCUGGAUCAGGAGGGGGGAGGUGGUUGUGGUUGUGGUAGCCUGCUGGCGGUGGCCGGAGACGCGGCGCACGCUGCGGGCCCGCAUCUAGGGUCUGGCGCGGGUUUCGGGGUCGAGGAUGCGCUGGUGUUGGCGGAGCUGCUGGAGGCGGUUGGGGAGAAACUACAACUACUCCAGCAGGACGAGGGAGAGGGGGGGAAGGAGAAGAAGAAGAAAGCGGACCUGUGUCGCGCGGCGCUGGUCGCGUACAACAAUGUGCGCUACGAGCGCACGCAGUGGCUCCCGGGCGCGACGCGGGCGGUGUGCGCGUUGUUCCAUGGGCAGAACGAGGCGGUCCGGCGCGAUGAUUGGGAUACGGUGAUGCAGGAGACGAGCAAGCGGUUUCACACGAUUUGGGAUUAUGAUGUUGGGGAGAUGGUGGAGGAGGCGCGGAGGGAGUUUGAGAAGGUGGUGGGUGCUUGAUCUGCUGUACCUACCUAUCUGUCUAUGUAGGUAGGUGGUUUGGUAGGUCGGGUGCCUACAUGGACAGUGGUAAAAUUGGUAAUUGGUAUACAUAACGAAAGGGGUAUUCCUGGUGUAUGGUACUAGCCAGGCCUGCGAAAU
This is a messenger RNA of Hypoxylon fragiforme, 1753 nucleotides long. Its product is annotated as FAD/NAD(P)-binding domain-containing protein. Lineage: Eukaryota; Fungi; Ascomycota; Sordariomycetes; Xylariales; Hypoxylaceae. The coding region runs from base 182 to 1612 and encodes 476 amino acids. Gene Ontology annotation, biological process: secondary metabolite biosynthetic process. The record is from RefSeq and is a predicted model, not a curated record. The transcript has 2 exons.